Messenger RNA from Toxotes jaculatrix (banded archerfish), 1156 nucleotides. It is a transcript of the gene psmb9a, whose product is annotated as proteasome 20S subunit beta 9a. Gene Ontology annotation, cellular component: proteasome core complex. The record is from RefSeq and is a predicted model, not a curated record. NCBI's taxonomy places the organism in Eukaryota, Metazoa, Chordata, Actinopteri, Toxotidae. The transcript is spliced from 6 exons. The coding region runs from base 298 to 948 and encodes 216 amino acids. Gene Ontology annotation, molecular function: threonine-type endopeptidase activity.
CGGAGCUCUGACUGGUUUACGGCUCGUUGCAGAGGAGGAACCGUUUAACUUUCAAUUUCGAUUGAAUUCAGGAAAACAUGGAGUCCGUCUGAUGUUUGAUUGUAGAACUGAUUUUGGUGAACUAACCAAGAAACCGACUCGAAAACUGUUUUACGACAUUAAAGAAAGUUUCCAGCAACAAGGAAACAACAUAAAACCGGGACUGCUCGACUGAACCUGUCGGUUUACGUCCGGUGCCUCGUUUUCUUCCUGGCCGUCUCAGUGUUGUUGUUACCGGAGUCUGUGCAGCGCAUCAACAUGUUGGGAGAGACGGGACCUGAGUGGUUGUCUGAAGAGGUGAAAACCGGGACAACCAUUAUUGCCAUAGAGUUUGAUGGAGGGGUCGUGCUGGGGUCUGACUCCCGCGUGUCUGCGGGAGCGUCAGUGGUGAACAGGGUGAUGAACAAACUGUCUCCCCUCCAUGACAAGAUCUACUGUGCUCUGUCAGGAUCUGCAGCAGAUGCUCAGACCAUUGCUGAGAUAGUCAACUACCAGCUGGACGUUCACAGUAUUGAGAUAGGUGAGGACCCCCAGGUUCGCUCAGCUGCUACUCUGGUACGAAACAUCUCAUACAAGUACAAGGAGGAGCUGUCUGCGCAUCUCAUUGUGGCCGGUUGGGACAGAAGAGAUGGAGGGCAGGUCUUUGCAACCCUGAGUGGUCUCCUGACGAGGCAGCCUUUUGCAGUCGGUGGCUCUGGCAGUUCAUAUGUUUAUGGGUUUGUUGAUGCUGAGUAUCGCAGGGGCAUGAGGAAGGAGGAGUGCCAGCAGUUUGUUGUCAACACUCUGUCUUUGGCAAUGAACCGUGACGGCUCCAGUGGCGGCGUGGCCUACAUCGUCACCAUCGACGAACACAGCACAGAGGAGAAAGUCGUUCUAGGAAAUGACUUACCCACCUUCUUUGAUCAGUGAUCAACAUGUAGCUUUGUCAUCUGUAGUGUGCCACUGUGGUGCAAAAUGCAAUUAGGUAUUUGUUUUCACGAUUUGUGUUCACAGUAGCCAUGGCUCAUUUUUUGACACACCAACUUCUUACAUGUCAAAUAACUCAGCUUGUAAACUGAAAUAUACUGGAAUGUAUACACAUUACUAAUAAUUAUAAUAAAAGGGAAAAAAACCUGCA